Dichotomopilus funicola is the source of this 900-nucleotide messenger RNA. RefSeq lists its product as uncharacterized. The transcript has 2 exons. Bases 1 to 900 code for a protein of 299 amino acids. The record is from RefSeq and is a predicted model, not a curated record. NCBI's taxonomy places the organism in Eukaryota, Fungi, Ascomycota, Sordariomycetes, Sordariales, Chaetomiaceae.
AUGGCCCCCAGCAAGACGCGCACCCCUUCUCUACCCGCGCCCGCCCAUGUUGCGGCCAUCGCCCCGUUCCCCGGCACCACAUUCGCCAAGUCUCACCCCACCACACUGCUUCCUUCGCCAGCCGACAUCAGAGCACGCAACAAAGCGACUGGCCAUCCCAAGGCAAAUAACGCCAACCGACCUCCGCCAGUCAGCGUCCCCGAGCUCGGGCUGCUCGUCAAGUAUGGGACCAAGGUCACGCGGACCGAGGUCGAGACCCAGCGCUACGUCUACCAGCAGCUGCGGGGCCGCGUCCCGGUGCCCGAGGUUAUGGGCUGGGCCGAGGACGCCGGCCAGGGCUUCAUCUACAUGGCCCUGGCCAACGCCCCGACCCUGGCGGCGCGCUGGACCCGCCUGACAGAGCCUGAGAGGCAGGUCAUCUGUAGAGAGCUCAAGGGCAUGGUGCAGAUGUGGAGGAGCCUGAAGCAGGAUCCGAGAGAGGUCUACAUUGGAGCUGUUGGCAAACGGCCGCUCAACGACAUUAUCGUGAAAGACAGAAGCCACCUCUACGGCCCCUGGCCAGGAAGCGGUGCGGUGCGAGCCUUUCAGAGCGCCUGCGACAUUGACAUCGCCGGCCAGAUACCCAUCAUCUUCACUCACGGCGAUCUCGUCGCCUGCAACAUCCUCGUGACGCAGGGGCCAAACCCAAGGGUCGCUGCCGUCAUUGACUGGGCCCAGGCUGGGUGGUAUCCGUCGUACUGGGAGUGGUGCAAGGCGAAAUGGGUCAUGAUGACUGACGACAACAUGGAUGACGCCACGCAGGAGCAAUGGCGGCAGCGCUACCUACCGCUGGUGGUCGAGCCGCUUCCUGACAAUACCGUCUACUACCCAUGGCUUCGGUUUUCGCUUGCUAAUUUCUAA